This is a messenger RNA of Aspergillus puulaauensis, 477 nucleotides long. RefSeq names its product putative BYS1 domain protein. Bases 1 to 477 code for a protein of 158 amino acids. The record is from RefSeq and is a predicted model, not a curated record. NCBI's taxonomy places the organism in Eukaryota, Fungi, Ascomycota, Eurotiomycetes, Eurotiales, Aspergillaceae. The transcript has a single exon.
AUGCACUUUACCAACAUCGCUGCCCUCUCUAUUGCGGCUCUGGCCUCUAUUGCCAGUGCCGUCGGCAAUGCCAAGGUCCACAACAACUGCAAUGCUCCUAUGUACCUCUGGUCCGUUGGCGGCUCCGUCAGCAACGUCCACAGGAUCAACCCGGGCGAGACCUUCAGCGAGCAGUUCCAUCGGGACCCUACCUCGGGAGGCAUCGCGCUAAAGAUCACUCGCACCCCCAACGGCCUUUACGAUGGCAGCCCUCAGCUCAACUUCGCCUACACCCUUGACCCCAACCAGCUGUGGUACGAUUUGUCGACUGUCUUCGGAACUGCCUUCCAGGGCAAGGUGCUUACCGUUACCUCUUCCAACGAGGCAUGCCCGACUAUCUGCUGGCCCGAUGGAUCCCAGCCCGCUGGGAGCCAGGUCAAGACCUGUGAUACGGUCUCAGACGAGACCCUUACCCUUUGCGCUGAUCAGUGCCCUUAG